UAUGUAGAAAGAAAUAAGAGACGCAAAUGAACAAUUAUCAGUACCAGUAUCAGAAAAAGACUUGUCACACGUUUCCUCCAGACAGACUUUUGUAGCUGUAACCAAGAAAUCACUCAGCCUCUAAUUUGAGCUUCAGGCUCCAAAGGAACGCCGCUGCAAACACACUCACGUUGCUGUUUCCUACAAGUUUGGAGAUGAUCUGGUGGACAGCCAGCAGGGCCUGGCUCUACUUCUCCUGCUUCCUCCUGCUGGGUGUCUGCUCCCAACCAGAGGAUGGAGGACCAGAAGUGGUACUGGACCAAGUAUCAGGAGAACCUGACUUCGGGGAUUGGGAAAUGGGUUCUGGAUCUUCUCUGCUGCAUUUCUUCAACAACUUCCCUGCUGACAGUUCCUUUGUUAAUGAGUCCCCAAAAGAACCAGUCAAUUGCACGCAGCGCUUCUGGUUGCCACCUCCCUCUCCAGUCUGCUGGGAAACUGUAGCAGAACCGGAGGAGUUUGCCAGGUCCCGUCUGCUUGUUCUGCAGAACAGGGCCGCGCUGCAGGCGGUGUCUGACCUGAGCGGGGUGGAGGAAGCAGGGGUUUCCUACAACCACCAAGCCAGAGAGGAGGUCCAGGGCGUCCAGUCAGACCACCAGAAGGUGACAGAGAUAAUGCAAACCAUGGAGAAUGUGUUUGUCUCACUGGUGGAGAAAAGGAAAGAGGGGAAGGAGCAGGGCAUUCUUACUAGCUUAAGAGAGCAUCUUACCAACACAAGGGAGGCUAUGGAAGGAAAAGAGCUCCUGGCAAACAACCUGGAGAGCCGCUUUUCUACUUUAGAGAAGACUCUGCUCAACAUACACCUUCGACUCAACAAACUCAUUCGACAAUGACAACAAUCAAAGCCUCCUCAAAGAGCAUCUGGUACAAGAGUUUAAAUUGUACAUGCAUAAUAAAUUCCGAUGCCUACAAAGGAAAUCUAAAUUGUUAGCAAAAGAACAGAAAAAAGUACAAACCCAUAACCUGAACAGAUGUGGCCGUUCCAGUUUACGACUCCGAAUGAUCCAUAUAGACAUUUUACAGUCGUAUAAAACACCUUGUAAAACUCUAAUAUACCAAGGUUGGCAUCAGAAUAAGUGACUUGUCAGACUUGAGAGAUUGUGGUUUUUGUCUGUUUAUAAAGACAUAAAGGUUACCCAGUACAGCAUUAACAUGUAUUUUAAUCUAAACAAUAAGUCCAUUACUAAAUAAAUCAUAAGCAUUCUGAUGUGUAAA
Messenger RNA from Xiphophorus hellerii (green swordtail), 1251 nucleotides. RefSeq lists its product as uncharacterized. The coding region runs from base 195 to 869 and encodes 224 amino acids. The transcript is spliced from 4 exons. The record is from RefSeq and is a predicted model, not a curated record. NCBI's taxonomy places the organism in Eukaryota, Metazoa, Chordata, Actinopteri, Cyprinodontiformes, Poeciliidae.